Limanda limanda (common dab) is the source of this 3057-nucleotide messenger RNA. It is a transcript of the gene prrg1, whose product is annotated as proline rich Gla (G-carboxyglutamic acid) 1. Gene Ontology annotation, molecular function: calcium ion binding. The coding region runs from base 183 to 815 and encodes 210 amino acids. Lineage: Eukaryota; Metazoa; Chordata; Actinopteri; Pleuronectiformes; Pleuronectidae. Gene Ontology annotation, cellular component: extracellular region. The transcript is spliced from 4 exons. The record is from RefSeq and is a predicted model, not a curated record.
CUUCCCAGUGGCCUGCGGACGCCAUUGGUCACCACCAGCGACUCUGUGGUCGAGCAGGUUUCACGUUCCCAGCAGGAAGAACACAGAUCAUAUCUUUUAAUCGAUUACUCUGUGCUCGUCAGAUGUUCUUAUUCUGACCCUCAGCUGACAGAAAAAUCGUCCCGAACAGAUUCGCAGGAAUCAUGGGGAGCGUGUUCCUGCCGGCGGACACAGCCCACUCCGUGCUGCGGCGGCUGCGCAGGGCCAACUUCAUGCUGGAGGAGAUGAAGCAGGGCGACAUCCAGAGGGAGUGCCGCGAGGAGAUCUGCACCUAUGAGGAGGCCCGCGAAGCCUUCGAGAACGACGAGAAGACGAGACGGUUUUGGGAGGAAUACGUGCGUGAGAGCAGUCCGUCCGGAGGGCUGGAGACGGUGGUCGGUGGAGUCCACUCUCUCUACCUGAUUGUGCCGCUGAUGCUCGUUGUGUUUGUCAUCGCCGCCGUCGCCAUCACCGUGUGGCGCUGCCACUCCCGCAAGCGCUCGCAGCGCAGCCCCAGCCUGGGACACUCGCAUCACGACCACGUCCUGUCCGUGGUCUCGAUGGACCAUUGGGGGAGGGAUUACCACCAUGGUGACCAGUCAGAACUCAGUAUCCACAGCAGCCCAGCUUAUCCAGGCUCAGAGAUCACAUCGGGGAGAGGAAGUGCCGGAGAUCCGCCGCCAUCCUAUGAGGAGGCUGUUGGCCACACAGACGUCCAGAUAGAGACGGAGCCCCCCCCACAGUACGAGGACAUCGUCACCAACAGCGCUUCUAGUGUCAACGGCCGUGGGAAGUAGACCUGCCUUUCACUACCACCCCAACAGAAGCCCUAACCUACACUAAGACUCUUAUCCUCUAGCAAUGCCAGUGUUGUGGCAUCACCAGCCUUUCCCAUUCUACACAAACAGAGAACACUAAUGGUCAAUGGAUUAAUGCAAUCUUUGCCAGAGCUGCUGCAGUUUGCACUAACCUUUAUUCAGUGAGGUGAAGUGAUGGCAGGACGGAUCGGGUGAGACUGCAAUACCAAAACCUGGAGUGAAGAUCCUGAAGUUGUAUCUAUGCUGUCACACUCUAGUAAAUUAAUUUAAAUCUACAAACAUAACAAAUGUUGCAUCUAGCGUGAAGGGGAAAACAGUGAUAAUUGCCAUAAUGAAGGAGCUGUUCUCAGUGUACAAAGGGAUUGGGCCGAUGCUUUAUUGAAGAUUAGUGCCAAUUAACAGAUGUUUUUAAUGUUUAAAUUUGACCAAUUUGUUGUCAAAACAAGUACUGACUGUUUCCUCUUGCAGUUGUUUAUAUUGCAAAAUUGUACUUUGCAAGAUCCAGAACCAGCUUUUAAUCUACACAUCAAUUUCAGUGAAACCCACACUAAUUUAGAUUUUUGUCCAGUAGGGGCAGAAAAAAAACAAAUUCAAUCAACCUCAUGAACAAAAUGUCUUUACACCUCCUUAUUUUUCCCACAUCCCGCCAUCUAAAGAAAAGGACUGUUAUCUUACCAUCUAAUACAGAACAUCCCAGACAGUGUUUUCACAAGAUAAUCACUGUAAAUUGUUUAAUUUCGUGGUUAUCUGCAAUAUUAUUUUUGGGAUUUAGACUAGAUUCUAAAUUGGAUAAUAAUUUUGUGAAUUACAUGCUCUAUUAAUAAUCGUGAAAUGAGAAAUUAGUAUUGUCCCAUUAUGCUACACCUGCCGCUCUGGCAGAGAGUUUGGAUAUCGUGAUUCUGUUGUCCUGUAUCGUGAUAUCAAGUUGUUUGAUUCGGUUUCAGGAUCAUUCCCCCCCUAACUAAGUCCCAACUUUUCCGCAAAUUUGCUCAAGAACCGGAACAGUUCAGCUAAAGUUGCACAACUCGUGAUCGCUCCACAUUACUGUCUUUAAUUUGAUCCAUUGAAACAAUAAAUAUCACACAAGGUUAAAACCAUCAAGUUGCCAAACUAAUGAAUUGGCCCAACCUCCUUUUACACUUGGGAAUGUUUUUGAGUUCAAAGCAAGGCCAUCGGUUGUCAGGGGGGUGCUUGAAUACAUUUUGUGAAUGUGUGUCAUGUGUGCGUUUCUUUUUGUCAUGCAUGCAGCUGGAUCUGUACUCCUGAGGUUGGAUCAGGCUCUGCACAGCUUGUUGUGAUCUCUUGUUCAUGUUUGUGCUGCUGACAGUUGCUCAGAGGCUGCUUUAACUGUGAAAUAUGUCCCCCCCCCCCCCCCACACACCUGUUCCCCUCAAGCAGUUGUAACUGUGUUGGAUAUGGCUAUGUUGUCUUUUGCUAAACGUAAAGUGAAGAUUCUACAAGUAGAUUUGCAGCUAAAUGGUUAAUGGAAGUUUUGAAGUGACUUGCACAGGAAUUUGGGACAGGCCGCAAUAGAGACCGGCUCUAGGGUUUUCAGUUAUCAGAGGAGUGAGGCUAUUUAAUGUCACUAUGGACAGAGUCCAUGUUUAGCAUGUGUACUGUAUCUGUAUAUGUAUAUUCUGUGUGUGCAAGUAAGUUACAGUGAGAUUGUUGUACUCGACUGGAAAGCAGUGAGAGCGAAACCAAUGGAAGGAUUAAACACUCGGCUGUGAGUAAAGGAGGCACUUUGUGUUCAAGCUCAAAAUGAGCUGCUGACUGAAACUGGGACAGCCAGACGAGCUCAGCGUGACUCUCAGCAAUAAACAGGUCCCUGUAAUCCUCUGGAAAACAAGUGCUCCUGAUCUAUAUGCAAUGCUGCUGCAUAAAAACCAAAUAUAUCUGACUUCCACCUGAUACUGACGACUGUCACAUUUCCUUUUCUGCACCUCACACACUUUGAGCACUGGUGGUUGUUAUUUUACUUAUUUUGUGAGUUGACCUUUGAACCUCAGCACUUGCUAUGACGUUGCUAUUUUAAGGUUGUGCUGGUAGAGGGUAGCCAUUUUGGUAAGGUCAGUUGUACUAUUACUUACAGAGCACUGUUUUUUUUACAAUGCCUUAUCAAACAAACAAAAUAUUGUAUAACAUGAAGUGCAAGGGAACUUGUUAUAAAUCCUUUAUCUGCAAAAGCUUGAAUUAAUUUGUAAUAAAACAUUUAAAAAUA